This is a messenger RNA of Empidonax traillii (willow flycatcher), 1109 nucleotides long. RefSeq names its product myelin protein zero like 2 (gene MPZL2). Bases 380 to 1018 code for a protein of 212 amino acids. Gene Ontology annotation, biological process: cell-cell adhesion. The transcript has 6 exons. Gene Ontology annotation, cellular component: membrane. Lineage: Eukaryota; Metazoa; Chordata; Aves; Passeriformes; Tyrannidae. The record is from RefSeq and is a predicted model, not a curated record.
CAAACACCUUCAGGCAAAUUUCCUUUCAGGAGCACAACUACCUCCCCCAAGAGGGGAGUGGUUUCAGGUGGAAGCUGGGAGGAGGAAAGAUUGCAACACAAAAGAGCAAAGGAAUAUGGGAGGGAGAAGAAGUUAAUCUGACCAUGAGAAUCUCCCUGUUCUACACCCAGAAGUGACGGGUGCUGCCGCACCUUCCCACGGGGCCCGGGCAGGGAGUGCUGACUGCAGCACUAACAGCACUCAGCUUGCCUUGCGGGCCAAGCUGGGAGGAAGGAAUUUGCCUUGCUGUGCCGGGAAGACUUCGAGAAACCCACCUUCCACCCGGUUUUCGAGAACCUGAAGGGGAUUUCUGCCGGCACGUGUUGGACGGGCGUCCCCGAUGCGCGGCCGCGCCUGGGCGGGUGCUGUGCUCGUCCUUGGGGCGCAGCUCCCAGCACUUUGGCUGGCAGCAGCAGUGGAAGUUUACACUUCCGAGGAGGUGGUUGCUGUGAACGGCACAAACCAGCGGCUGAAAUGCACCUUCUCCAGCAGCAGCCCCGUCAGCCCCCAGCUCUCCGUGACCUGGAACUUCCAGCCCGAGGACCUGAGCUCCCACGAGCCGGUGUUUUACUACCUGAAGGAGCCCUAUAACCCGCCCUCGGGGCGGUUCAAGGACCGGGUCACCUGGGAUGGGAAUGUGGAGCGUAACGACGUGUCCAUCGUCAUCUGGAACCUGCAGCCCAGCGACAACGGCACCUUCACCUGCCAGGUGACAAACUGGCCAGAUGUUUAUGGCUCCAUUGGGCAGGUGCGGCUCCGGGUUGUGCAGAAAGUGAGUUUCUCAGAAAUCCAUUUCCUGGCCGUGGCCAUCGGAUCCGCUUCUGUCCUGAUGAUCAUCGUGGUGAUGGUUGUGAUCAUCUGCCGACAGCGUCGCCAGAAAGCGCAUCAGAAGAGGGCUGAGGUGUCAGACACUGAGCUUAAAGAAAAGGAGAGCCUGAAGAUGAGAGAAGAAAUGGAAGCCAGUCCAUUAGAAGACUAAAGGUCUAAUUGGUGUGUACAAUGCAGGUACUUCCAAAGCAGACGGUGAAAGCUUGUAAUUUGGGAUGUUGGAACAAAGCUGAGUUACAGCG